Molecule: messenger RNA, 459 nt
Organism: Copidosoma floridanum
Lineage: Eukaryota; Metazoa; Arthropoda; Insecta; Hymenoptera; Encyrtidae
Gene: tan
Product: C45 family peptidase tan
Source: RefSeq, a predicted model, not a curated record
CCGCCCGCGAAGUCGAUAAAAGACUCGGGAGGCUCGAUCGUUCUUCCGCGCGCCAGUUGGAGACUCGUCGAGCUCCGGGCACGGCUCAGUGUAACAGUAACACUCUCUUGGGGCUUUUCUACGAUUUCUGUACAGAAAAGAGAACACCUACCUAUAAUACAUUAGUUACGCAUACUCGAAGGUCAGAUCGAGCCUCGAGCGUCACAAUGACGACGAUAGUGGAGGUGCCGCGGGAGAACUUGACAGCCCAGGCCAUCGGCAGGAGGAAUGCCAUCCCCAUCGUUUACACUCGGGGCACCCACUACGAGGUCGGAUUCGACAUAGUGAGUACCUUUUGCACGUAUAUAAUAUGCGUACAGCAUAAUUAGAUGUUGCACAAAACAAACACACGCCCAGAAGUGCAGGCAUAAACGCCUCGUUAGCACCUGGUCGUUAAUAACAGAGCGCUGCCGAGGAAAG